UUCUUCGUUCAUAAUCUAGGUUAUUGUAGCUGCACUUAUUUGUAGCUGCAUUUCGAAAAUCAAUUUGUAAAAAUGCGUUGGAAAAUUCCGAAACCUUUUUUUUACGUUUCUGUGGCGGCGACUGCUGUUGGCGUGUCAUGUUUGACAAAAGAUUAUAUGGGAGGCACAAAGUAUGAAGGAAAAGAGAAUCUGGCUGGCAAGAUUUUUAUUGUGACAGGAGCCAAUACCGGUAUUGGAAAGGAAAUAACUGAAGACUUAGCGAACCGUGAUGCAAAAGUUAUUAUGGCAUGCAGGGAUAUGGAAAAAUGUGAAAUGACACGUCGAAAUAUCGUACUUGAAACAAAGAAUAAAUAUAUCUACUGUAGGAAGUGUGAUUUAUCAUCCCAAGAAAGUAUAAGGAAAUUUGUAGAGCAAUUUAAGAAAGAAUAUGAUAAACUUCAUGUACUUAUCAAUAAUGCCGGUGUAAUGAGAUGUCCAAAGACUUAUACAAAGGAAGGUAUCGAAAUGCAAUUUGGAGUAAAUCAUAUCGGACACUUCUUGCUUACAAAUUUGCUUUUGGAUGUCUUGAAAGCAUCUGCACCAUCGAGAAUUGUAAAUUUGUCAAGUUCCGCUCAUCGUACAGGUCAAGUAGACACAAAGAAUUUAAAUUGGGAUAAAGAUUAUGAUGCUGGAAAAGCUUAUGCUCAGAGUAAAUUAGCUAAUGUUCUUUUUACCAGAGAACUAGCAAACAGAUUAAAAGGAACUGGUGUUACGGUAAAUGCUGUCCAUCCUGGUAUAGUUGACACGGAAAUUACGCGACAUAUACGUAUGUAUAACAACUUCUUCACACGAAUAUUCCUGAAACCAUUUGCUUGGCCAUUCAUUAAAGCUCCUGCACAAGGAGCACAAACUGUUUUGUAUGCGGCAUUAGAUCCCAGUCUUACAGAUGUUUCUGGCUGUUAUUUUGACAAUUGCAAAAUUGAGGAUGUAUCUAACGACGCUAAGAAUGAUGAUCUGGCAAAGUGGUUAUGGAAAGUCAGUGAAAAAUGGUCAAAAUUAAAUAUUACAUAAUUAAGUUUCUAAUAAAAUUGUAUAGUUGUUUAUUAAAACUUGUUUUUA
Linepithema humile (Argentine ant) is the source of this 1098-nucleotide messenger RNA. Its product is annotated as retinol dehydrogenase 13-like. NCBI's taxonomy places the organism in Eukaryota, Metazoa, Arthropoda, Insecta, Hymenoptera, Formicidae. The record is from RefSeq and is a predicted model, not a curated record.